AUAGGAAGGUGGGCCACUGAAGUAGGAGUUUCUCAGAGCGCUGGGCCCCUAGGAGUGCUAGCAACCCGCCGCUGCCACCCUCCUCACGUCUGGCCGACUCUACUGACAGACUCUGACUUCUUGGAUGAACAGGCUCCUCUGGAAGAAUCAGCUGUGUGACAUGGUGCAGCCCAGUUGUGGCCUGGCAGGGGAGCAGGACAUGCUGGGUGAAGAGUCUUCUCUAGGGAAGCCAGCCAUGCUGCAUCUUCCUUCAGAGCAGGGCACUCCUGAGACCCUCCAGCGCUGUGUGGAGGAGAAUCAAGAGCUCCGAGAUGCCAUCCGGCAGAGCAACCAGAUGCUGCGAGAACGCUGUGAGGAACUGCUGCAUUUCCAAGUCAGCCAGAGGGAGGAAAAGGCUUUCCUUACGCACAAAUUCCAGGAGGCCAGGAAACUGGUAGAGAGACUCAGCCUGGAGAAGCUUGACCUGAAGCGGCAGAGGGAGCAGGCUCUGCAGGAGGUGGAGCACCUAAAGAGAUGCCAGCAGCAGAUGGCUGAGGACAAGGCCUCUGUGAAAGCCCAGGUGACAUCCUUGCUAGGGGAACUCCAGGAGAGCCAGAGUCGCCUGGAAGCUGCUACUAAGGAGCGGCAGGCUUUGGAGGGCAGGGCCCGGGCAGCCAGCGAGCAGGCCAGGCAGCUGGAGAGUGAGCGUGAGGCACUGCAGCAGCAGCACAGUGUGCAGGUGGACCAGCUGCGCAUGCAGAGCCAGAGUGUGGAGGCUGCCCUGCGCAUGGAGCGCCAGGCUGCCUCAGAGGAGAAGCGGAAGCUGGCCCAGUUGCAGGUGGCCUAUCACCAGCUCUUCCAAGAGUAUGACAACCAUAUCAAGAGCAGUAUGGUGAGCAGCGAGCGAAAGCGAGGAAUGCAGCUGGAUGAUCUCAAGCAGCAGCUCCAGCAGGCUGAGGAGGCUCUGGUGGCCAAACAGGAAGUGAUUGACAAACUGAAGGAAGAGGCUGAGCAGCACAAGAUUGUGAUGGAGACUGUUCCAGUCCUGAAAGCCCAGGCGGAUAUCUACAAGGCAGACUUCCAGGCUGAAAGGCAGGCCCGGGAGAAGCUGGCUGAGAAGAAGGAGCUUCUGCAGGAACAGCUGGAGCAGCUACAGCGGGAGUACAGCAAGCUGAAGGCCAGCUGUCAGGAGUCGGCCAGGAUUGAGGACAUGAGGAAGCGGCACAUAGAGGUCUCCCAGGCUCCGUUACCCCCUGUGCAGGCCCACCCAUCUUUUCACAUGGCCCUGCCCAUCCAGAGGAGAAGCCCCCCUGAGGAGCCACCUGACUUCUGCUGUCCCAAGUGCCAGUAUCAGGCUCCUGAUAUGGAUACCCUGCAGAUACAUGUCAUGGAGUGCAUUGAGUAGGGCCAGCGAACACAAGGCCAUCUGCAGAUGACACACCCAAUACCAUGCAGUGUCUGCUUUCCUUUUCCACCUGGGAUUAAGGACUAGGUGACAGAGCAGACUGCUGCUCCAUGCCCUGGGAGCUGGCUGCAGGGCCUUGUGCUUCAGCCCUACUGGCCUCAGGAGCCACAUCUCUUAGGUUAGGCCUGGUGCUCUGCUCUUUCUGUUCCAUUCUGUUCGCUUAAACCACAUGCCUCUGGGGCUGGUCCCUUCCUCUUCUUCCAGUCCACAGCCAGGAUGUCAAGAAGUGAGGCUGGGGGCUCUCAGGGAGAGCUGUGCCUCCAAGCAGAGAUGGGCAGUAGCUUUUCCUCCAACCAGCUGUGAUUCACCCUUCCCUGUGCUCAAGGCCUGCUGCACCUUUGCUGUGCACACCACUGUACUCCUUUUGGGCUGCAUGCUGUUCCGUUUUGUGGUCAGACCAUGGCAUAUUUAACUGGUCCCACUUGACGGACAUUUGGAUUGUUUUCCAAUCUUUCGCUAUCAUAAACAAUGGUGCAGUGAAAAUCCCUGUGUAUCACUUGUGUGUAUUUUGGGGAUAGAUUUAACAAGGGGGACUGUGGAACAUGUAUGACGCUGGGGUGGAUGAUACUUGGAGCUUGCUUUCUUGCCCCUGCCCCUUGGUCCCCAUAGCCUUGCCAAGGAGGGAGUGGGCAGACCUUCAGAUGUUUGCCAUCUACUGGGCUUGUAGUUUCACUAUUAGAAGUAAGCAUAAACGUCUUUUCAGAGGUUUAAGGGCCCUUUUCAGUUGUGCUGUGAGAGGGCUGUCUGUAU
This is a messenger RNA of Otolemur garnettii (small-eared galago), 2194 nucleotides long. It is a transcript of the gene IKBKG, whose product is annotated as inhibitor of nuclear factor kappa B kinase subunit gamma. Gene Ontology annotation, cellular component: cytoplasm; IkappaB kinase complex; nucleus. The transcript has 10 exons. Gene Ontology annotation, molecular function: K63-linked polyubiquitin modification-dependent protein binding. NCBI's taxonomy places the organism in Eukaryota, Metazoa, Chordata, Mammalia, Primates, Galagidae. The coding region runs from base 125 to 1384 and encodes 419 amino acids. Gene Ontology annotation, biological process: positive regulation of canonical NF-kappaB signal transduction. The record is from RefSeq and is a predicted model, not a curated record.